Molecule: messenger RNA, 1935 nt
Organism: Babesia sp. Xinjiang
Lineage: Eukaryota; Apicomplexa; Aconoidasida; Piroplasmida; Babesiidae
Exons: 1
Coding region: 1-1935 (644 amino acids)
Source: RefSeq, a predicted model, not a curated record
AUGACAAACAAAUCAUUAGCCCUCGCCUUUAUUGGCCGUAUAGGGCUGGAAAAUCUGAAGGACCCAGGGAUGCUAGCAGCAGUCAAGGACGCUCUUACCGGAAUCCAAGGAGAAAUGGAAGAUAAUAGGUGGGUCAAUACAGCCCUAAAUGAACACAAAGAGGACGAUUGGGGGCGACAAAACGAGGCUGAUGUAACCAUACCCUCUCCUAAUCUUCGUAGCAAACCAGCGGCCAAAAAUCAUGCUAACGUGACAGAAGUAGAAAUGCUUCUGCAAAUAUUACAAGAAAGGGAACAAGCUGAAGAGGAUAGAACAGGAAAUAUAAUGAGCGCCAGGCAAUUUAGGAACACAAAUUUACUACUAGCUGCAAGGGAACUGAUUAUACAGGCAAAAGAUAAAACGGCAUGGACAUCAAUACUAGAAAGAGAUCAAGAUGAAAACGAAAAGGUACAAUGGGAGGGAAUGACAAGGUUAAUUGCCCUUAUAGUAUUGACUAUGACAAUGGAAAAGGGAAAUGCCACGGAUAACUCAAUGGUUGUAGCACUGCUGUCGAACCACAUCAAAAACGCAUUCAGGUACAGCUUCCAAUCACCGAAAAGUGAUCUCUGCCAAGUGGAACAUCCGGAAUGGGCUAUGCAGUAUCUCAAAGAUGUUGUCAAACGAUACCAAACCAUCUUUAAACUUAUUAAACAAGAAAUUAACAGUAACACGAAUGAACUGUUCGAUGCACUCAUACCAGGUUCAGGAAGGGUCAUACCAGAAGAAAACAAACGAAAGUUGAGAGAUGGCUUUCGAACAAUAUGUUCAGAAUUCCAACAUAGCAAUUUUGUCCGAAAAUGGAUGCUAGCUAUAGCUAAGGAGGCAAGGACAUUUGUAUUCAGCAGAUUACCACUGUUGAUAUACGAAUACAAAACUGUACCCUCAAACAAACUGCUGAACAUCUACCAAGUUACAAACAUCACACGUACAGCAAGCCCACAAACAAAAUUGAACGUCUCACGCACACUUUUCGACAACGAACGGAGGGCAAAUGUUAUGUACAACCUAUUAAGGGCAAUAAUGGAACUAUCGGCUCUAUUUAGAACCGUUGAUCAAGCUCCAGCUUAUGAAGUUUUCGCGGAUUUCGAUCAAAAUAACAUGGUGCCAUGUUUAGGACUCAAGUUUGAUCCAGAAAAAAAUAUAUCGCAGUUUGAACUCAACUAUGAUCAUGGCGAAAUAUGCGGUGCAUUAGAUGUACUAAUCUCCCUAGAAAACACGACAGCAAAAAAAAUUACGAAAAACCUGCUCAAUGAGGAAAAUAUCAUGGAAAGUAUAAGGUGUAACAACAUGACCCAAAAUAGGUGGUUCCUACAGGACAGCGGAUAUAUUACUCAACCCCUGCAAACGCUCAUUGCGCUGCUCAAAAUUUUCGACGAGAGGUGUAAAUGUUUGGAAACAACAGAAAGCCGAAGCAAAUUCACAAAUAAAGUUAUCGCACCCAUUGUUAACUCAUACAUAGAGUAUAUCAAAGGAAAGUGGAAUGCAGAAGAUGAUGUAUUCAGAUCGUGCAGCUUGACGGCAUUCCUAGUCGAUGCCACGGCACUGUUACACGAAUUCUUGCUCAAAUAUCCAUACACGCAGUACAUGUCUCAAGCUCAGGCAACAGUGGAAAGGGUAUUGAAUAGGAUGAUAUCUAUCAUAGGGGACUGUGUAUACGGCCUUAUAGAGAAACCCUUUGGUCAUAUACACGACAGACAUGUGCAUGUCGUGCAAUACAUCAAGCAAAAGUUCAUACAAAUGGCAGUGCAGUGCAGCGUCAAAUCGUACAAACAGAUGCUUAACUCAUGCGUGGAAAGUGUAGAGAAGAGGCUACUAGCCGUACUCAUACCGCAAAGGGUGAAUAAAAUCAUACUCGAUAACAAGGCACACAUCGAAAUGGCCAUUGAUAACUGGUAA